Messenger RNA from Populus nigra (black poplar), 4866 nucleotides. Its product is annotated as nuclear intron maturase 4, mitochondrial. Lineage: Eukaryota; Viridiplantae; Streptophyta; Magnoliopsida; Malpighiales; Salicaceae. The record is from RefSeq and is a predicted model, not a curated record. Gene Ontology annotation, biological process: mRNA processing. The transcript is spliced from 6 exons. Bases 92 to 2503 code for a protein of 803 amino acids.
GUCUCAUUUGGGCCGCUAAAGUUCUAAUUUAAAUCUCGUUAGCACAUGAGGACUUGAUAAGUUUUUGUGAUUGUGAGUGAUAGUUACAAAAAUGUGGUUUGUUGGGUUGCCAAGAAUUUGCAAAGGAAGCUUGCCCAGAAGCAGAAUAUUGCAAAACAUGAAUCUUGUUAGGGUCAAGUUAUUUGGCUUUUCGUAUAUGGGAAGACUCUUAGAAAGAUCCAAAGCUUGUGCAGACUAUUCUACUCUUGCAGAAGUUAAUGAUAACAUUGAUAAGGGUACUGGAAAAAUGACAUUAGCGAAGGACUUGGCUUUUGUUGUUGAGGAAUCCUCCAAAGCUGAUGAGAGAAAAGCGAAGAGUCGAAUGGAGCUUAAGAGGUCUCUUGAACUUCGUAUAAAAAAGAGGGUGAAGGAGCAAUAUUUUAAUGGAAAAUUUAAAGAUUUAAUGACAAAAGUGAUUGCAAAUCAAGAAACCCUUCAUGAUGCUUAUAAUUGUAUUCGGAUCAAUGCGAAUGUCGAUAUAGCAAUAGAUAAUGAUAACAUAUCUUUUGAAUCCAUGGAAAAAGAGCUCUCCAGUGGAUGUUUUGAUAUUGGUGGAAAUACUUUCUCUAUUGCAACAAAGGGUGCAAGAAAUGAAAUCCUUGUCCUUCCAAAGUUAAAGUUGAAAGUUGUUCAAGAGGCUAUUAGAAUAGUUUUGGAAGUUGUUUAUAGGCCCUACUUUUCCAAAAUAUCCCAUGGUUGUCGGAGUGGACGAGGUCAUCAUUCAGCAUUAAAAUACAUCAGCAAAGAUAUCUCUAACCCUGACUGGUGGUUUACAUUGAUCAUAAGCAGAAAGCUGGAUACCUGCAUCCUUAAUAAACUUAUCUCCAUAAUGGGGGAAAAAAUACAAGACCCCUGCUUAUUUGAUAUGAUCCAAGGCAUGUUUGAUGCCCGGGUACUCAAUAUGGAAUUUGGGGGUUACCUAAAAGGCCAUGGUCUUCCGCAAGAGGGAGUGUUGUCUCCUAUAUUAAUGAACAUAUACCUUGAUGUUUUUGACCAUGAAUUGCACAGACUUUCAAUGAAAUAUGAAGCUUUGAAUCCAGAUGUCCAUUUUGGUGGAGAGCAGCUCCACUCGAAGUUGCGCAGCUGGUUUAGGAGGCAGCUGAAAGGAAAUGAUAUUAAAAACAGCAGUAAGGAGGGUUCAAGAAUUUAUUCUUGUCGCUUCAUGGAUGAGUUAUUUUUUGCAGUUUCUGGAUCCAAAGAUGUUGCAAUUGAUUUCAAGUCUGAUGCUGUAAAUUACUUGCACAAUUGCUUGCACUUGGAUGUUGAUAGUGAAGCAGAAAUAUUGCCUAGUGCUGGACCUCAAGCAAUUUGCUUUUUGGGCACUUUGAUUAGAAGAACUGUGAAAGAAAGUCCAGCUGUAAGGGCUGCCCACAAGUUAAAAGAGAAAGUCAAGUUGUUUGCUUCGCAGAAACAAGAGGCUUGGGAUGUUGGGACAGUUAGGAUUGGGAAGAAAUGGUUAGCUCAUGGUUUGAGAAAGGUUAAAGAGUCAGAGAUCAAACAUUUAGCUGAUAGAAGCUCUCUUUUGAACCAAAUUUCCUGUUUCCGCAAAGCUGGAAUGGAAACUGAUCAUUGGUACAAGUUCCUACUUAAAGUAUGGAUGAAAGAUAUUAAAACCAAAGCAGCAGAGAGUGAGGAAUUUGUUUUGUCCAAGUAUGUGGCUGAGCCGGCUGUUCCACAAGAACUUAGAGAAUCCUUUUAUGAAUUUCAGAAGCAUGCAGAGGAAUAUGUUAAAUCUGAGACUGCAAUGACUCUUGCUCUUUUGCCAAACUCUAGCUCCUCCUCUGAAACCAUUACGGAGAUCAUUGCUCCUGUUAAUGCCAUUAAGAAGCGUUUGUUACGAUAUGGAUUGACCUCUUCCCAAGGUCACUCCCGUGCCAUUACUCAACUAAUUUUACAAGACAACAUCCAGAUCAUUGAUUGGUUUUCGGGUAUUGUUUGUCGUUGGCUUAGGUGGUUUAGUGAUUACCAGAACUUCGCUGAGUUAGAGCUCAUAAUUAGGAAUCAAGUUAGGAAAUCUUGCAUUCGGACUUUAGCAGCAAAGUACCAAGUUCAUGAAAGUGCAAUAGAGAAACGUUUUGAUUUAGAACUGAGCAGGAUCCCGUCCACUCAAGAGGAAGAGCAAGAGAUGGAACAUGAGAAGCCUCAAUCUCUAGCUUUUGAUAAUGAUGAGGCGCUGAUGUAUGGAAUUUCUUAUAGCGGCUUAUGUUUACUGUCAUUAGCUAGAAUGGUGAGUCAGUCGCGGCCUUGCAGUUGUUUUGUUAUGGGGUGUCCAGCUGCAGCACCAAGUGUUUAUACUAUUCAUGUGAUGGAAAGACAGAAGUUCCCUGGAUGGAAGACAGGAUUUUCAACUUGUAUUCAUCCCAGCUUGAAUAAAAGGCGAAUUGGAUUGUGUAAACAGCAUCUAAGGGAUUUAUAUGUGGGUCAAAUAUCCCUUCAAUCCAUUGAUUUUAGUUCAUGGAAAUGAAGCUUUCACUGCAAUGAACAGAAUAAGGUAUAAAAAUGAUAGAUGCCUGGCCAUUAACUAUCAUUUUUAAGAAACCAGGGAAGCUGGCAUCAAGGCUUUAAGGCCCAGCAUUAAGAACCUCCUUAGGCAUGCUUUUUGAAGAGCCACAUGUACCCAUGUUUUGAACAUGCAGAAAGUGCUGGAAGCCAAAGAAGAUUCCUACUCUUUGUACAAAGGAGGACGCAGUAUAGGGAUAAGCAUCAACAUAGCUGUUCGGGAUUCGGCUGUUCCUUCAAAGUCACAAGUUUUCUUUCUAUAUCAGUAGAGUGGACACCCUAAGCUUCAAAAACUGGAGAAAAAUUGAAACCUGAGGGGUGGCUGUUUUCAGUGUCCGAGCUUUAAAAGAUCAAACUGUGAGGAUGAUGAAGCUUAAAGGUUGCCUCAUUGGCCUAUUCACUAUCUGCACGCUGCUGAACUGUUCCUCUGGUUGAGCAGGGGCAUGAGGUGUUCCUAACUCCCCCCCUUCUGGCUCUAACCCAACACACUGUUGUACCACCAGAACCAAAACUGUUGCUGCAAAAUCUGAUGAUGCUAGCAAAUCCCCAAUUGCACCAAGCUCUGUGCACUCGCUCCAAUCUAUAAGGCCCGCUGUAACUGGUGAAAUCAUCACAUGUCCUCUACCCGCUAUGAACAAGUCGUGAUGAUUGUCCAUUGACCUCAUUGCUGCCACUGUUUCCUCACCAUUGUUGACCACCUUCUCAUUGUAACUUAUGGACCCAUCAUGAGCAGUCUGGAUCCUGAAUUCAUUAACAUAUUCUUCAUCAAGGUUCUUCUCUUUUUUAUUUUCUGUUUCCACGGUGAGCAUUCCAGAGUCGUCAGGUUCUAUUGCAUCCUCACCUGGAAUGAACCUCAUCACAGUGAGCUUAAUUGCUGGAUGCUCAGACAUCCUCCAUAUUAGUGGCAGAAAAUCAGCAUGUCAAUGGCAGAAAUUGUGCCUGAAAAUGGGGAAGUUUGUCCCCCAUUUUCAGCUAUAAAUAGAGAGGUUUAGAGAGAGCAGAGGGGGACAACAAAGACACUAAACAUGUAGUAGAAGGAGCUGCCUUCAUUGGCAGCAGCAGCUGCAGAUUGGCAGCAUAUAAAGUGUUGUUAUACAGCAGCAACUAUUGUAAAUUUCCUUCAACAACAUACUUCCAAACUCUUGUGUAUUCUAACACUCCAUGCAUAUGAUAGUGCCUCUCUAUCAUAUGUGCCCCCAAUGAAGAGUACUGCUAUAUGGUGAGAUGCCUGGUUUGAGGCUAAAUAAGUAGACCCACUUAGCCUUCUCUCUACGAGAAUCUCAAUAGAGCAGGGUGUUUUGGCUAAUACAUUUUGGUUCACCAUUCGGAAAGCUGGGUUGGUGACUUCCAUUCCACCAUCAACUGUUAGCUGUUUGUGGAAAGGGAUGAUAAUUAAAGCAACCAGUUUUUCCUCAGCCAAGUUACAUGUCUUCAUGCAUGGUGGAAUAAGAAGAAAUGGUAGUCAAGGGUUGCACAGAAACACAAUCUUGCUAUUCAUAAUUCUCGAAUGCAUUGAUGAUAUUAUCAGAUUGAGCUUGGGUGUCGUUGAGGGCGGGGCGGCCAGAUUUUCUUGUGUUAUGGAUUAUAAGCAUUGCUGAGGCACGGCCAGUGAGUUCAACUAGGUGGACCACAUAGACACACAUGGGGGACCUUUUAGUUGGGUGGGAGGCUUCCAAGAGAUUAUUGAUUGUUGGGACGUUGAGAUGAGUGUGUACACAUAGUAAUACCCUAAACUCUGCAUCUGGUUUUGACUUCUGAAUUGUUCUCCAUUUGUAAUCAGGAACCUCCUCCUCCCAGGUCUGUAUAUGAUUGUUACAGUGGGCGUGAUAAUUGCAGUCAUAAUCACAGAUACAAUCACCAUCAUUGCAGAGGACUCAUCAUCUAAGACCUGCAAGUCAUCUGUGUUUUAUCUCUGAAUUCUUUUGUACAUAUGCAAAACAUAAGAUUUGAGAUGAGAAGUAAAGUUGCUGCAUUUGAUGAAGAGGCAAGUGAAAAGAAGAAAGAAAGCCUUUUUGCUUUUGUCAUGUAUGUGAAAAUGAGGAAAGAGUGGAAGAUGGGAUGGAGGGAAAGAGAAAGAAGGAGGUAGUACGGUUCAUCUUCGAUGGCUGCCCGCCCCAUUUGGAAGCUCUCUUUCGUGGUUCUAAACCAAGUAGAAGAGAACUCUAUUUUAAGUGCAUUCCAUAUCAAGUCAAAUACUUUUCUUGAUUUAUGAAUUAUGAAUAAGAUGGCAUGGACAAAUCAAGGCAUUCAACUAGUUGAAGUUUUUCCAACACUUGGCUUUGAUGAAGGUUGAAACUGAAUGAUAACAAAUACUUAGUUGUUUUUCAA